Messenger RNA from Saccostrea cuccullata (small rock oyster), 1507 nucleotides. Its product is annotated as cholecystokinin receptor type A-like. Bases 79 to 1299 code for a protein of 406 amino acids. NCBI's taxonomy places the organism in Eukaryota, Metazoa, Mollusca, Bivalvia, Ostreida, Ostreidae. Gene Ontology annotation, molecular function: neuropeptide receptor activity. Gene Ontology annotation, cellular component: plasma membrane. The record is from RefSeq and is a predicted model, not a curated record. Gene Ontology annotation, biological process: neuropeptide signaling pathway. The transcript has a single exon.
AUAACAACGACGAGGAGUUAUUUGAAGCUUUAGAGAGGAAUAUCCCAGGUUUAAUUCAAAGAAUUUACAUUUAAUUUCAUGGAGAAAAAUAGUACAUCCAACAUCAUGACAUACGACAUAACCAGUGUACCACACAACAGUAAUCUAAGUGUGUUCAGCAAUAGGACGGCUGGAAAAACGGCUACCAUUCUGCACAAUGCAGCCAUUGAAGAGGAAAUUAACAAUUCUGUGUUCGAUAAAGUUUAUAUCACAAGCUUUACCUAUACAUUUGUUAUGCUUGUUAUAGGAUGUCCAGGGAAUGCCAUUGUCUUCUACAUUUACUUCACAAGAUGGAAAAAGACCACAUCAAGGGUUUUCAUUAUGACACUAGCUGCAGUUGACUUCAUGAACAUCUGUAUCACUGCCCCAACAGAACUGUAUUUUAUGCUUGAAUGGUUUCAAACAACAAAUGGAGUUUUGUGCAAGUUUUCAAGAUUUUGGACUCUUAUGAUGGACAAUAAUUCAACCUUUACUUUGCUUGGUAUUGCAGUGGACCGUUACAUAUGUAUCUGUCGACCCUUAAAGAGACAGAUGUCUACAAAAACAGCAAAAAUUAUUGUUUUCAUUAGUGCAUUUUUCGCUGUUGUUUUUGCUUGGCCUGGUUUAGUUGUCUAUGGAAUUCAAUCCGUACCAGUACCAAUAGCGCCCAAGACAUACGUAGUGGGUCAUAUGUGCUUGAUAGAGGAUUCUUUUGUGAAAACGGACUACCCUUUGGCGUUCAUCAUUGUUCUCCUGACAGGUAAUUUGCUGAUAAAUCUAAUUCUCAUCAUCGCCUACAGUCUAAUUGCUAUACAGGUUAUCAAGAGAGGGUCGUCAUUUUUAUACCAGACCUCUAAAGAUUCCAGGAAGUACAGUCACAGUGGCAGUCAAUCUCACACAGAGGAUGUCUCCCCGGAUGAAAACAGUUCCGAAUGCAACAAAGCAGCUGAAAAAGGAGCCAAAUUUAACAAACAGGGGUCCAUGUCUGUCCAGAGCGAUGAGGUCAGAAGGGCACAGAUGACCAAGACCACCCUUAUGCUGUUCUUGGCGACGCUGCUUUACAUGCUUUCCUCCAUACCGUUUUUCGUCAUCGUUAUAAUUAGAUAUGUACAGCCUUCAUACUACACAUCUCUCUCAGACACAGGGAAAGCCUUCUAUCAGUUUUUUCUGAGGUCAUAUCUUCUUAGUAUGUCCCUCAAUCCCGUCAUUUACAGCUUCAUUGGCAAAAUUUUCAGAGAAGAAUGUAUAAAGUGCUUCCGGAAAUUUGCUAGGGGUCUUUAAAUCAUAAAAUGGAAAGAGACAUGUAAAUCAUAAUCAAUUUUCAAAAAAAAAAUGUGUACAUUGUAUUGUUACUUACCAAAUGUAUGAAUUCGAAUAGAUUCUGAACAUGUUUCCUUGAAAAGGCAUCUGUACAUAGUAUCUGUUAAGUAUAACUUAGACUUCAAUUUUCAUCAUCAAGUCAUAAUUGAAUGCUUAAAUAUUUUAUCAA